Nannospalax galili (Upper Galilee mountains blind mole rat) is the source of this 8503-nucleotide messenger RNA. RefSeq names its product pericentriolar material 1 (gene Pcm1). Gene Ontology annotation, biological process: protein localization to centrosome; cilium assembly; centrosome cycle. Gene Ontology annotation, cellular component: centriole; ciliary basal body; centriolar satellite. Lineage: Eukaryota; Metazoa; Chordata; Mammalia; Rodentia; Spalacidae. The transcript is spliced from 40 exons. The record is from RefSeq and is a predicted model, not a curated record. Bases 238 to 6534 code for a protein of 2098 amino acids.
CUUUUCUCCCACCACAAUGAGGUCCUAAGAUGGCGGUGGCUGCGGCGGUUGGCGCCUGAUAGCUAAUGUAGAGAAGGCGGCCAUUGGGCUCUAGGCAGUCGGGGAAGUUGGGGGCCUCCCAGCUGCGGUCUUCGAAGAAGAAUCGCUGCGGGUGGCGGCUCCAGGGGGGCCGACCAACGCGCCGCCCUUGGCAGGAGGGGCGACUUCGUUUACAGAGAAUUGAUUAUUAAAGCCAACAUGGCCACAGGAGGAGGCCCUUUUGAAGAAGUCAUGAAUGAUCAGGAUUUACCAAACUGGAGUGGUGAGAAUGUGGAUGACCGACUCAACAAUAUGGAGUGGGGUGGCCAACAGAAGAAAGCUGAUAGAUCAUCAGAAAAGAAUAAGAAAAAGUUUGGUGUAGCAAGUGAUAAAAGAGUAACUAAUGAUAUUUCUCCGGAGUCAUCACCAGGAAUUGGAAGGCGAAGAGCAAAGAUUCCACAUACAUUUCCGUAUAGUAGAUAUAUGACUCAGAUGUCUGUCCCAGAACAGGCAGAAUUAGAGAAACUUAAACAGCGGAUAAACUUCAGUGAUUUAGAUCAGAGAAGCAUUGGAAGUGAUUCUCAAGGUAGAGCAACAGCUGCUAACAACAAACGCCAGCUUAGUGAAAACCGAAAGCCCUUCAACUUUUUGCCUAUGCAGAUUAAUACCAACAAGAGCAAAGAUGCUGCUGCAAAAAGAGAAAUUCCUGGAUCAGCACAAUGUAAAGAGCUGUUUGCUUCUGCUUUAAGUAAUGAUCUUUUGCAAAACUGUCAAGUCUCUGAAGAAGAUGGGCGAGGAGAGCCUGCAAUGGAGAGCAGCCAGAUUGUAAGCAGGCUUGUUCAAAUUCGUGACUAUAUUACUAAAGCUAGUUCCAUGCGAGAAGAUCUUGUAGAGAAAAAUGAAAGAUCUGCUAAUGUUGAACGUCUUACUCAUCUAAUAGAUCACCUUAAAGAACAAGAAAAGUCAUACAUGAAAUUUCUCCAGAAAACCCUUGCUAGAGAAAAUGAGGAGGAGGAUGUUCGGACUAUAGAUUCAGCUGUGGGAUCUGGUUGUGUAGCUGAGAGCACAUUGCUAAACAUAGAUGUGCAGUCUGAGGCUUCAGAUACCACGGCCAGAGAUCCUCAUCAGGAGCCUAUGGAAGAGACAGAAAAUUUGAAGAAACAACAUGAUUUAUUAAAAAGAAUGUUACAGCAGCAGGAACAGCUGCGAGCACUUCAGGGACGACAAGCUGCUCUUCUAGCUCUGCAGCAUAAAGCAGAGCAAGCUAUAGCUGUAAUGGAUGAUUCUGAAAAGGUUGCAGGGACAACUGGCCAGCAUACUGUACCGUGCAGACAGACAGCUCGCUCUCCUUUGCAUCAGAGAGUACCCUUAAGAGUUGUUACUGAAACUACAGGAAGCUUAUCUGGAGUCAGUAUCACAUCUGAGCUAAAUGAAGAAUUGAAUGAUUUAAUACAGCGUUUUCAUAAUCAGCUCCGAGAUUCUCAGCCCCCAGCUGUUCCAGACAAUCGAAGACAAGCAGAAAGUCUUUCAUUAACUAGAGAGGUUUCCCAGAGCAGAAAUCCAGCAAUUUCUGAACAUUUACCUGAUGAGAAAGUCCAACUUUUUAGCAAAAUGAGAGUAUUACAGGAAAAGAAGCAAAAAAUGGAUAGAUUACUUGGAGAACUUCAUACUCUUCGAGAUCAGCAUCUGAACAAUUCAUCGUUUGUGCCUUCUUCAACUUCUCCCCAAAGGAGUGGGGAUAAGAGAAGUACAACGUCAGCUGUCUCUGCUCCUGUGGGCUUUGCACCAGUUGUCAGUGGAGAGCCCAAUAGCCUUAUAUCACCUGUUCCUUGUCCUGCCACUUCUCUGGUUUCUCAGAAUGAGAGUGAAAAUGAAGGCCAUCCAAAUCCUGCUGAAAAACUACAGAAGUUAAAUGAAGUUCAGAAGAGAUUGAAUGAACUAAGAGAAUUAGUUCAUUAUUAUGAACAGACAUCAGAUAUGAUGACAGAUGCUGUAAAUGAAAAUACAAAAGAGGAAGAAACUGAAGAGUCAGAAUAUGAGUCUGAGCAUGAAAAUUCUGAACCUGUUACUAACAUUCGAAAUCCACAAGUAGCUUCAACUUGGAAUGAAGUAAAUAGUAACAGUAAUACGCAGUGUGUUUCUAAUAAUAGAGAGGGGAGAUCAGUUAAUUCUAACUGUGAAAUUAACAACAGAUCUGCCACCAACAUCAGGGCUCUAAACAUGCCUCCAUUAGACUGUCGAUAUAAUAGAGGAGAACAAGAAAUGCAUAUAGCACAAGGUGAAGAUGAUGAAGAGGAGGAAGAAGAAGUGGAAGAGGAGGGUGUCAGUGGGGCUUCAUUAUCUAGUCAUAGGAGCAGUCUGGUUGAUGAGGCACCAGAAGAUGAAGAAUUUGAACAGAAGAUUAGUAGACUUAUGGCUGCAAAAGAGAAACUUAAACAACUACAAGAACUUGUUGCUAUGGUACAGGAUGAUGAUGCAGCUCAAGUGGUUAUCUCUGCCAGUACAUCAAAUUUGGGUGAUUUCUAUGGAGCAGAAGAAGAUACCAAACAAAAUUCAAAUAAUGGAAGAGAAAAUUAUAAUAAAACACAGAAAGAUACUGGAGUAAAUGAAAAGGCAAGAGAGAAAUUUUAUGAGGCUAAACUACAGCAGCAACAGAGAGAGCUAAAACAAUUGCAGGAGGAAAGAAAGAAACUGAUUGAAAUUCAAGAGAAAAUUCAAGCAGUGCAAAAGGCAUGUCCUGACCUUCAGCUAUCAGCCACUAGUAUGGGUAGUUGUCCCACAAAAAAUUAUCUACCAGCAAUUACUUCGACCCCAACUGUUAAUGAAAAUGAGACCAGUACAAGCAAAUCUGUUAUUGAGCCUGAAGAUUCUGCAGUAGUUGAUAAUGAGUUGUGGUCAGACAUGCGAAGACAUGAAAUGUUAAGGGAAGAACUGCGACAGAGAAGAAAGCAACUUGAAGCUCUAAUGGCUGAACAUCAAAGGAGGCAAGGUCUAGCUGAGACUUCAUCUCCAUUGGCCAUAUCAUUGAGAAGUGAUGGAUCUGAAAAUCUAUGUACUCCUCAGCAAAGUAGAACAGAAAAAACGAUGGCAACUUGGGGAGGUUCGACUCAGUGUGCAUUAGAUGAAGAAGGAGUUGAAGAUGGCUACCUUUCUGAAGGAAUUGUUCGGACAGAUGAAGAAGAGGAAGAAGAGCAAGAUGCCAGUUCCAAUGAUAACUUUCCUAUAUAUCAUCCUAGUAUGAGUCAUAACUCCUAUAAUGUAAAAGAAACUAAAAAUAGGUGGAAGAACAAUCGCCCUGUUUCAGCAAAUGGAAAUUAUCGGCCUUUAGCCAAGACAAGGCAACAGAAUAUCAGCAUGCAACGACAAGAAAACCUUCGGUGGGUGUCAGAGCUCUCUUACAUAGAGGAGAAAGAACAGUGGCAAGAACAAAUUAAUCAGCUAAAAAAACAGCUUGAUUUCAGUGUUAAUAUUUGUCAGACUUUGAUGCAAGACCAGCAGACUCUUUCUUGUUUGCUGCAAACUCUUCUGACAGGUCCUUACAGUGUUAUGCCGAGCAAUGUUGCCUCUCCUCAAGUACACCUUAUAAUGCACCAACUGAAUCAGUGCUAUACACAGCUAACAUGGCAACAGAAUAAUGUUCAGAGGUUAAAACAAAUGCUAAAUGAACUUAUGCACCAACAAAAUCAACAGCCAGAAAAACAUAGAAGCAAAGAAAGAGGCAGUAGUGCAUCACAUCCUUCUUCUCCCAAUUUAUUUUGUCCUUUCAGCUUUCCAACACAGCCUGUAAAUCUGUUUAAUCUGCCUGGAUUUACUAACUUUUCAUCAUUUGCACCAGGAAUGAAUUUCAGCCCUUUAUUUCCUUCAAAUUUUGGAGAUUUUUCUCAGAAUAUUUCUACACCUGCUGAACAGCAGCAACCAUUAGCCCAAAAUCCUUCAGGGAAAACAGAUUAUAUGGCUUUUCCAAAACCCUUUGAAAGCAAUUCUUCUAUUGGAGCAGAAAAGCAAAGGAAUCAAAAACAGUCUGAAGAGGAAGUAGAAAACACUAAGACACCAUGGUUAUAUGACCAAGAUGGGGAAGUAGAAAAACCAUUUUUCAAGACUGGAUUUGCGGCAUCUGUAGAGAAAACUGCAAAUGGUAACCGCAAAAACCAACCAGAUACAGGCAGGAGAAGACGCCAGUUUGAUGAAGAAUCAUUAGAAAGCUUUAGUAGUAUGCCUGAUCCCGUAGAUCCAACAACAGUAACUAAAACAUUUAAAACAAGAAAAGCAUCUGCACAGGCUAGCCUGGCAUCUAAAGACAAAACUCCUAAAUCAAAGAGCAAGAAGAGGAAUUCUACUCAGCAGAAAGGCAGAGUUAAAAAUAUUGGGUAUGAAAGUGCCAGUAUGUCUAGCACAUGUGAACCUUGUAAAAGUAGGAACAGACAUUCAGCCCAAACUGAAGAGCCUGUUCAAGCAAAAGUAUUCAGCAGAAAGAAUCAUGAACAGCUGGAAAAAAUAAUAAAAUAUAGUAGGUCUACAGAAAUUUCUUCAGAAACCGGCAGUGAUUUUUCCAUGUUCGAAGCUUUACGGGAUACAAUUUAUUCUGAAGUAGCUACAUUAAUUUCUCAAAAUGAGUCUCGUCCACAUUUUCUUAUUGAACUCUUCCAUGAGCUUCAGUUACUGAGUACAGACUACUUGAGACAGAGAGCUUUAUAUGCUUUGCAGGAUAUAGUAUCCAGACAUAUUUCUGAAAGUGAUGAAAAAGAAGGAGAAAACAUAAAGUCAGUGCAUUCUGGCACUUGGGUAGCAUCAAACUCAGAACUUACUCCAAGCGAAAGCCUUGUUACCACUGAUGAUGAAACUUUUGAGAAGAACUUUGAAAGGGAAACACAUAAAAUAAGUGAACAAAAUGAUGCUGAUAAUGUGAGUGUCAUGUCUGUAUCUUCAAAUUUUGAGCCUUUUGCAACAGAUGAUCUAGGUAACACUGUGAUUCACUUGGAUCAAGCCUUAGCCAGAAUGAGAGAAUAUGAACGUAUGAAGACUGAGACUGAAAGUAACUCAAAUAUGAGAUGUACCUACAGGGUUAUUGAGGAUGAAGAUGGUGCUGCUGCUGCUGCUGCUACUACAAUUAAUAAUAUAGAAGAAACUCCCAUUAUUGAAAAUCAUACUUCACAACAACCUCUAAGUGAAAUUUCUACCGUCCCAUGUCCUAGAAUUGAUACUCAACAACUGGACCGCCAAAUUAAAGCAAUUAUGAAAGAAGUCAUUCCUUUUUUGAAGGAGCACAUGGAUGAAGUUUGUUCUUCUCAACUUCUCACUUCAGUACGACGAAUGGUUUUGACUCUUACCCAGCAGAAUGAUGAAAGCAAAGAGUUUGUAAAGUUCUUUCAUAAACAACUAGGAAGUAUAUUACAGGAUUCACUGGCAAAAUUUGCAGGAAGAAAACUGAAAGACUGUGGAGAAGAUCUUCUUGUUGAGAUAUCUGAAGUGUUGUUUAAUGAAUUGGCUUUCUUCAAGCUCAUGCAAGAUUUGGAUAAUAAUAGUAUAACUGUUAAACAAAGAUGCAAAAGGAAAAUUGAAGCAUCUGGAGUGAUACAAUCUUAUGCCAAAGAGGCCAAAAGGAUUCUUGAAGGAGAUCAUGGCUCACCUGCUGGAGAGAUUGAUGAUGAAGAUAAAGACAAAGAUGAGACUGAAACAGUUAAGCAGACUCAAACUUCUGAGACAUAUGCUGCCAAAGAGCCCCAAAAUAUAAAAUCUGAUGUUUCUGAUCAAGAGGAAGAUGAAGAAAGUGAAAGAUGUCCAGUGUCCAUUAAUCUGUCUAAAGCUGAAAGUCAGGCUUUAACUAAUUAUGGAAGCGGAGAAGAUGAGAAUGAGGAUGAAGAAAUGGAAGAAUUUGAAGAAAGCCCUGUUGAUGUCCAGACUUCACUUCAGGCUAACACUGAAACUACAGAAGAAAAUGAACAUGAUGAUCAGGUUCAACAACAUGAUUUUGAAAAAACUGCAGAAAGCACAAAUGUCCCAUCAGACCAAGAACAUACUAAUAAGAAUGAUCAAGACAGCUCUCCUGUGAAACCCUCUUAUCUCAAUAUCUUGGAAAAUGAGCAACCUUUAUGUAGUGCUACUCAUCAGGACUCAGUUACUACUACUGAUUCAGCUAAACAGCCUGAUCCUUUGCCAUUACCUUUAACUGAAAUUGAAACCUUAGUGCCUAGAGUCAAAGAAGUUAAAUCUGCUCAGGAAACUCCCGAGAGCUCUUUGGCUGGAAGUCCUGAUACCGAAUCUCCAGUGUUAGUGAAUGACUAUGAAGCAGAAUCUGGUAACAUAAGUCAAAAGUCUGAUGAGGAAGACUUUGUGAAAGUUGACGAUUUACCACUCAAACUGACAAUAUAUUCAGAGGCAGAUCUAAGGAAGAAAAUGGUAGAAGAAGAACAGAAAAACCAUUUAUCUGGUGAAAUAUGUGAAAUGCAGACUGAAGAAUUAGCUGGAAAUUCUCAGAUAUUGAAAGAACCUGAAACAGUGGGAGCCCAGAGUAUAUGAAAUGUCUUCAGAGACUCAUCUCUCUUUACAUAGUCAGUACAUAUAUACAAAUGACACUAAAUAAACAUCUGUUUGAUCUGUAUAAAAUGUAAAUUAGUUUGACACUGCAUUUUUGAUGAGUGUGCUAAGUUCUGCCCAUGGCAGUUUAAAACAUCAAAAUCCGAAUCCUGGACAGAUUCAAACCUUUGACACACUAUGGGAUUUUUCUUUUUCUUUUCUUUUUGUUUAUGGCCUUGAUUCUGCACCCCUUCCCUUAUUGUGAUUUGGCAACAUUAAAUUUAAAAUGUAGUUUUAAUAAAGUUUGAACUUAUCUGUAAAGUAUCUUUUUUGGAAAUUUUGUUGAAUUCUAUACAGCAAAUUGCUGUUUUAUGUAACUUUAGGCUAUUCAGAAACAACAGUGAUUAAAAAUUAGAGGAAUAUGUUAUUUAUUAUAAAGUCCAGCCUUAGGCCAGUCUUCUAAAUAAUGCCAGUAUUGCUACUAUUGGAGCUAAUGUUCUUUUAGUUACCUGCUGGUCCUAUAGAAGAACAGAGCAGAUUAUAAAGGUAACCAGGAUAUCUGUGGUCAUAGAAUAUAGUUCAUAACCCAAAUUAUAUAAAAAGUUUAGAAUAUAUGUCAUUAAUUCCUAGAACUUAACAAAAAUUAUCUAUUAGAUUAAUAUUUUCCAGAGUUGAAAAUCCUGUCUAUAUUGCCUCAGUCUAAAAAUUAAAAAACAAGCUUCAUAUGGUUAAGGAGUAUUUCUGUAUAGACAAGUAACAUUCUGAUUAAAAUGAAAAACCAAAUUCUUUCAAGUAGAACUAAAUAGAACCAAAUUUAUGUAACAGAGCACUAAGGUUUUUGUAUGUCUUUGGACAGACCUUCCUUUUGAGAUGAUCAUUUAAAACCAAAGUCUAGUGGUUGAUUUUGUGUGUAGUGAGAGAGAAGCAAGUUCACAGGUGAAUUAUUAAAGUACUGAGUAAAGAAAGUCUGUGACUUCAUCACUAUAAACCAACUUUUAAAAAGUGCUUUCCCGUUUUAUUCUACAUAUACUCAGCAUAGGCUGAGUUUGGUAUAACAGAGUCACUAAACAAUGACAAAGUCAGUCUUACAGAUUAAAGUAAUGAUGUGAAGAAUUAGUCCAAUGAUUCUUUUAAAUUUUUAAAUAAUUGUCCAAAAUACCCCAUAAGCAAACAGCUUAUUUGGUAUUCCUUUAAAAUUCUCAUGUGCUUGAUACCUUAGCAUAGCUAUAAUGGCCUGUCCAAUGGAACUGGACAUUAUGUAAUGUCUGGGAACAUCAAAUGAUGAUUUCCCUCUGAGGACUUUUAUUGUAUUAUUACUUCCAAUUUAAAUUAAGACUAGCUUUCUAACUUCAUUAAAACUUAUUUGGAAAAUACGAACCUAGAAUCAAGGAUUCUUACCCAGUUAGACUGACUUCAGGAACAUUAGAACAAUAACUUACAUUACAUGUCUAAGCAAGUUCUGUAUUUUCUAGACUAAGCAAAAAAUUUCAUUGUGAUUUUCAAGCCAAGCCUUACAUAUUGCAGCUCUCGCUCUCAUUCUGCAUGCUUAGCUACAGUGGAAGAAUUAUAUUUAAUAUAUUAGCUCUUACCAUGGUACCUAUGAACCUUAUCAGACUAGUUUAUUUGGCUUAUGUUAUAGCUACUAUUUAGUUUAUUUUCAUAUUUUUAUAGAUAAUUUACUUUUAAAAUAUCCAGGGAUUGAGAACAGAUAAUGUGCUUAAUAUGUUUUCCCUGGUAACUAUUGCUCAAAAGUUAUUAAAUUAUAUAUUCCUGUUUGUCUUAAUUUGUAAGUUGAAACUUUGGUUAGUGAUAGAGAGAGAGAAAAAAUCCCAAUACAUAAGGUAGGACUCCAUGUAGGUAGAGGUAAUGCUAAAAUAAUGAACUACUCAGACUGUGGAGGUACUCUGUAUUUUGUAACAUUCACUUUGGGUAAAUGCUUUUUCACUGUUAAUAAAUGUAUAUCCUACAUGCA